This is a messenger RNA of Marchantia polymorpha subsp. ruderalis, 3341 nucleotides long. NCBI's taxonomy places the organism in Eukaryota, Viridiplantae, Streptophyta, Marchantiopsida, Marchantiales, Marchantiaceae. The record is from the annotation of a GenBank genome assembly.
GCCCUCCCCGCACCAGAACCUCGGAUAAUAGGCGCCGAAGCUGCUGCUCCUGCAGCAGCAGCAGCAGCAGCAGCAGCCUGAGCCUGUUCCGGAGAGGGAGAGGGAGAGGGCCAGGAUAAAGGAUAGGAACGCGACGGGACGGGACCGGAGGGGAGGGAGGGGAGGGAGGGAAGGAGAGAGUCUGAGAAGACUCGGUAUCAGCGACGAAGGCCGCAACGGGCUUCGCACUGAUUAGCGCUGCGGCGGAUGCUGAGGCAGACUGGCGGGGGGUCUCGAGGCUCGAGAAUAGGACGGUAGCUCGGGAUCUUUCGAUCGAAGUUCUUUGUAGGCAUGCGUCGCGGAAGAUGGAGGGCUUAAUUCUGGAUGAGCUCUGGGGCACGUUCUUCGGUUGCGGCAAUGCGAUUUGAGGGGCGCGCGCAGCAUGGAGCGCCGGAGCAUGAUGGCUACAGCGCAGGCUUGGGCCAUGCUACUUUGCCUGAGCGCUGUUCUCUUGCGGGUCUCGGCGAGCAGCGCUAGUGUCGAGUCUACGCUGCUGCCCGGCUCCUCGUCGCCCGUGGAGUUCGGCGUCGCCCAAGGCCCCGACGAGGAGAAUGUAAAUAGUGUGAUCCGCGCUGCAGCCCACAGUCCCGACAUGAUCGAAUGGGUCCAGACGACCCUGCGCUAUCUGCACUCGCAUCCGGAAUUGUCAUGGCAAGAAUUCGAGACCAGUGCUUUCAUUCGCAAGCAGCUGGACUCGCUGGGCAUUCGCUACGAGUGGCCCGUGGCCAAGACCGGCGUCGUGGGUAUUAUUGGCUCCGGGAAUGGCCCUUGUAUCGCUCUCCGCGCCGACAUGGACGCUCUCCCGAUUCAGGAGGAAGCCGAGACCAAGCAUCCGAGCUUAAUUGCCGGCCGAAUGCACGCAUGCGGGCACGACGCGCAUGUCACCGUCCUGCUGGGGGUUGCCAAACUUCUGCAAGCUCGCCGGCACCUCAUUCCUGGGACGAUAAGGUUGGUAUUUCAACCGGCAGAGGAAGGCAACGCCGGGGCUCAGGUGAUGGUAGAAGAAGGGGCCCUGGGGAACGCUGAGUCUAUUUUUGGAUUACACGUUACGCCGUUCUCAGAAACUGGAACCGUCGCACUAAAGCCAGGGCCCCUCAUGGCAGGCAGUGGCAUGUUCGAAGCUCUGAUCAUGGGCAAAGGAGGCCAUGCCGCGCUGCCGCAGCUGCUCACCGAUCCCAUCCUCGCUGCCGCCACCACCGUCAUCGCGCUGCAGCAGCUGGUGGCGCGCGAGGCCGAUCCUUUGGAUUCUCAGGUCGUCUCGGUGAGCAUUCUGCAAGCGGGCAAAGCGUACAACGUGUGCCCAGACAACGUGCGGCUGGGCGGAACCUUCCGAGCUUUCUCUCUGGAGAGCUUCCGAAGGCUCAAGCAAAGAAUUGAGGAGGUAAUUGUGAACCAGGCUGCCGUGCAUAAGUGCGCAGCCACUGUUGACUUCAUCGAGGACUCGCAUCCAUUCUAUCCGCCGACAAUUAAUGACGAAAAGCUGUAUGAGCACGUGCAUGGAGUGGCCGUGGACAUGCUGGGCAAAGACAAGGUGCUGGUAGCGCAUCCGGUGAUGGGGGCCGAGGAUUUCGCCUUCUACUUGCAGAAAAUCCCAGGGUUCUACAUGCUGCUGGGCAUGAGAAAUGUGAGCUACGGGUCGACGUUUUCCGGGCACACCUCGCGCUUCGUGGUGGAUGAACAUGCGCUGCCGUAUGGGGUGUCGGUCAUGGCUGCGGUGGCCGAAACGUAUCUGAAGAAAUUGGAUUCUCAACGAAAAAGCGCGGCGAGAGGGGAUCAGUCGAUGCUAUAGCGCGUGCGGCUCGAGGGGGGAAUUCCGAAGGACGUUUGUGUACAGAGGGAGACUAGGCUGAAAGAGUGGAUAGGUAGAACCCAACAGCAAAAGGAGAAGUUUCAUUCUGUUCAUCUGCUUCGCAAAAGAAAGUGAAGAGCGCAGUUCAAUUUUGACUGGAACUCGAAGGGCCGAGGAAGAAACGGGGGUUUGGGUGGUCUGAAUCUGUCACAAACUGACGACGAAAUUGAAAGAACUGGACAGCUGCAGAUUCCACCUCGAGCGCAACAAUUUUUCAAGCCUGCCAGCAUUGCAGUGAAGACACAAAUCAGCUUUCGAUCGAGUGAUUCAUGAUGAGCGGGUUGACCACAUCAUUCAGUCGUCCAAAGCUGGCUACACUCUUCAUUGUAGUCUUUUGGCAUGGACUCUAGUUUAGCAUUACUUAGAUGUACAGUACGUACACAAUUCUUAGCUUGUUGUCGGUUACAAGCUUUUUUCUCAGCAAACAUCAACUGGUUUCCGUUCACCACCGGAUCAUUCCUUCCUUCCUUACUCCCUUCCUUCUUCCUUCACAUCCAUUGACAGACUCCAGCUGCCCAGCACCAGAUUCUCAUGAUAGCACACUAUGUGACGAUAGGUCGUGCGUCCCAUCCCGUCCCGUCCCAUUCACACCUGAAGCUCCGCCAUUUUGCGUUGCCUCUUGAGUCCCUCUCUACUCUUGCCCGUACCGCCACCAAGGAAGCGGUGCUACCGAUCUCACUAAUUUGAGCACAAGGCCACAAAAUGCCAUCGACCAGUUGUUCUCCAUAACAAAAAGCGUACCAACACAAGCAGCAACAAUGGCAGCUACAGCCGGCGAAUUGCACUGCGGCCGAAAAGAUGAAGAGCCAAAAGAACGAGCAGUUUUUAAAUUGCCAAAGUAGCUCUGGACUGCGGGCCCGGGUCCCCAGAGACACAACAUCCAUGGACCAUGGACACGGGGAUGGGGGAUGGCAAUCAUGCCACGGGCACAAACGAUGGGAGUUGUCAUUACUACGGCGAAGUCAAACAAUUGGCACACACUUUUAGUGAGGCUCAUUUAUUGGCUCAAGGGAAUUAUUCUGUGGAGCAAGCGAGGCCUUGGACAUGGCUCGCGCAAAAGCAAUGAUCAACAGGUAUUCAGAUUGGAAAGAAAGUCAGGACAGGGUUCAGACCCUCAGCACUUUUGAUGACUCCGGCCUAUGCGUCACAGUACUUUCAGGGCAUUGUGGGGCGGGCUGGCACAGGUUCCCAGCGAAAUCUGUGGUGCCAAUUAAUCGUCCAUGUACACUUGCCGUUUCAUCAUAUCCAAUCCAGUAGGACAAAAACAAAAUAUGACACGAUCCAGGCUCCGACGUAGUGCCCUUGCAGCGGCCAUGGUCCUUUUACAUUUCCAAGUUACCGGUGACAGGAUGUGAACGAAUCUCGCCCAACUCAUGCAAUUGAGAUCAAGCUCGUUUUGACUUGUUUUGUUUUCAUUAUGCCAAACUACAGACAAUUCCACCAUUACUAAUGC